This is a messenger RNA of Patiria miniata (bat star), 791 nucleotides long. Its product is annotated as fatty acid-binding protein, intestinal-like. The transcript has 2 exons. Bases 314 to 700 code for a protein of 128 amino acids. The record is from RefSeq and is a predicted model, not a curated record. NCBI's taxonomy places the organism in Eukaryota, Metazoa, Echinodermata, Asteroidea, Valvatida, Asterinidae.
GCUUCGCUCUGCGGUGUCACUUGUAACAUUUUAACCGAUACCAUCAUCCUCAUAAAUUAGUUAUUUUUUAACUCCAAAACGAUGUCACACAUGCCAAGCAGGCGUUUCCUCGCCGUCAUCCACCACUACACUCACAGCCUGUUCACCGGUUGCUAUGGGAACCUGCACAGUUAAUGUUUUCCCUCAUGUCCCUACGGUUCUUCAUUAAAUAAUCUGUACAACAAGAUAGUGUUAGGGACAUUCAGUACUGAGUUGAUGUAGAUUGCUGAUAACCUUCCCUUCUGUUCGGUCGAUAAAGUCGAAAAUAUCCAACAUGCCUGCCAACUUCAGCGGAACCUGGACGAGUACCAAGACCGAGGGCUGGCCCGAGCUGUUCGAAAAGAUGGGGGUGCCGAAGGAGAGGUUCCCGGCUGAUCUGAAGUUGACCCACGCUGUCACGCAGAGUGGCAACAUUGUACACAUGAAGACCACGAACAAUGUCAACCAUGACGUGAAAGUGGUCACAAUUACCGUGGGGAGCACCCACCGAGAGCUGGUAGCCACCAGCGAGAUCGAGCACACCACGGCGUGGGAGGGCGACAAGCUGGUCAUGCGUGCCGUCAGCGGCUCGGGCGGAAUCACCUACGAGAUUACCGGCGGUCAGCUGAUUAUCACCGUUGAACACCAGGGCAUGGUGGCCAAGUCUUACUUCAGCAAGUAGACAUCGAGGCGAACUUCUGCAGUCGUCUUUCAUUAUUUUUUUCAAGCUCAUUAUUUGGACAGAAAAUCUGGAGUCAGUGUCUUUUGAGUUG